Messenger RNA from Cygnus olor (mute swan), 11426 nucleotides. It is a transcript of the gene PREX1, whose product is annotated as phosphatidylinositol-3,4,5-trisphosphate dependent Rac exchange factor 1. The transcript has 40 exons. Gene Ontology annotation, molecular function: protein binding; guanyl-nucleotide exchange factor activity. Gene Ontology annotation, biological process: intracellular signal transduction. The record is from RefSeq and is a predicted model, not a curated record. Lineage: Eukaryota; Metazoa; Chordata; Aves; Anseriformes; Anatidae. Bases 284 to 5257 code for a protein of 1657 amino acids.
GCUCCCCCACACCCCCCCGCCGCCGGGGCUUCCCUUCCUCUCCUCAUUCAGCGCCGCCUCGGCCGCCGAGCCGCCGUUCCCCCGGCAUGUCCCAUAGCCGGGCUCCCCUCAGCGCCCGGCUCCUGUAGCGCCUCCGCCCGCGGGCGAGGCAGGGCCGAGGGGGGCGGCCAGAGGGGUGCCGUUCCCGGGGCUCUCCGGACACCGUGGGGCUAUGGGGGGCUCCUGAGGCGAGCAGCGGGGAAGCGGAACGCCUCGCCCCGCCGCCACUACCACUACCACCACCAUGGAGCCGCCUUCUCCUCCUCCUCCUCUUCCUUCUCACCCCGGCGCGGCGGAGCCCGCCGGCUGCCCCAAGGACACCGACCGUCAGCUGCGCCUCCGUCUCUGCGUCCUCAACGAGAUCCUCAGCACCGAGCGGGACUACGUGGGGACCCUCCGGUUCCUGCAGUCGGCAUUUCUUCACCGGAUCCGCCAGAAUGCUGUGGACAAAGCCGAGAAAUACAUAACAGAGGAGAAUGUUAAGAUCUUAUUUUCUAACAUCGAAGACAUUCUUGGCGUUCACAAGGAGUUCCUGGCUGCUCUGGAAUUUUGUUUACAACCAGAACCUCAGUCUCAGCAUGAACUGGGAAAUGUUUUCUUAAAAUUUAAAGACAAAUUCUUUGUGUACGAGGAGUACUGUAGCAACCACGAGAAAGCACUCAGACUGCUAAUGGAAUUGAACAAGAUCCCAACAGUGAGAGCAUUCCUCCUGAGUUGUAUGCUUUUGGGAGGCAGAAAGACAACAGACAUUCCACUGGAGGGUUAUCUGCUGACGCCAAUUCAGCGAAUUUGCAAAUAUCCACUUCUGCUUAAGGAAUUGGCUAAGAGGACUCCCUCCAAGCAUCCUGAUCACCCAGCUGUCCAGAAUGCAUUGCAGGCAAUGAAGACGGUCUGCACAAAUAUCAACGAGACCAAGAGACAGAUGGAGAAACUGGAAGCCCUUGAACAGUUGCAGUCCCACAUUGAAGGAUGGGAGGGGUCGAAUCUUACAGAUAUCUGCACACAGCUCUUGCUCCAAGGGACUUUGUUAAAAAUCUCAGCAGGGAACAUCCAAGAGAGAAUGUUCUUUCUAUUUGAUAAUCUACUAGUCUAUUGCAAGAGGAAAUCCAGAGUUGCUGGGAAAAAAGCAUCUAAACGGACAAAGUCAAUCAAUGGGUCCCUUUAUAUCUUCAGAGGCCGAAUAAACACAGAAGUCAUGGAGGUAGAGAAUGUGGAGGAUGGAACAGCAGAUUACCACAGCAACGGCUACACGGUGACAAAUGGCUGGAAGAUACACAACACAGCCAAAAACAAAUGGUUUGUCUGUAUGGCCAAGACUGCAGAGGACAAGCAGAAAUGGCUGGAUGCUAUAAUCAAGGAAAGAGAGCAGAGAGAGAGUUUGAAACUGGGAAUGGAGAGGGAUGCAUACGUCAUGAUUGCAGAGAAGGGAGAAAAGCUGUACCAAAUGAUGAUGAGCAAGAAAGUGAACCUUAUCAAAGACAGGAGAAGAAAAUUAAGUACUGUUCCCAAGUGCUUUCUUGGCAAUGAGUUUGUAUCGUGGCUCACAGAGAUUGGGGAGAUAAGCAAACCUGAGGAAGGGGUCAACCUGGGACAGGCACUGUUGGAAAAUGGAAUUAUUCAUCAUGUUUCAGAUAAGCACCAGUUUAAGAAUGAGCAGGUGAUGUACAGAUUUCGCUAUGAUGAUGGAACGUAUAAGCCAAGAAGUGAAUUGGAAGACAUCAUGUCCAAGGGCGUGAGGCUCUACUGCAGACUACACUGCCUGUAUACUCCAGUGGUAAAGGAUCGUGACUAUCACCUGAAGACCUACAAAUCAGUAAUCCCUGCAAGUAAACUAGUGGAUUGGCUUAUUGCACAGGGAGACUGUCAGACUCGCGAGGAAGCUGUCGCGCUGGGUGUCGGACUCUGCAAUAACGGCUUCAUGCAUCAUGUCCUGGAGAAAAGUGAAUUUAAGGAUGAAUCCUUAUAUUUCCGCUUUUAUGCUGAUGAAGAGAUGGAAGGAACCAGUUCCAAGAGCAAACAGUUACGUAAUGACUUCAAGCUUGUGGAAAACAUCCUGGGAAAGCGUCUUCUGAUUUUACCAGAAGAGGAUGACUAUGGAUUUGACAUAGAAGAAAAGAACAAAGCAAUUGUGGUGAAGUCAGUUCGAAGAGGGUCUUCUGCAGAGAUGGCUGGCCUGCAGACAGGAAGGAAAAUCUAUUCCAUCAAUGAGGACUUAGUCUUCCUACGCCCAUUUUUGGAAGUGGAAACCAUCUUAAACCAGUCCUUCUGCUCACGAAGGCCACUUCGGCUUCUGGUAGCCACCAAAUCAAAAGAGAUUAUUAAAAUCCCAGAUAGUCCUGAAGCUCUUUGCUUUCAGAUACGGGGAGCAGCACCACCAUAUGUUCAUGCAGUAGGAAGAGGGUCUGAGGCUGCAGCUGUAGGCCUUCAUCCAGGGCAGUGUAUUUUAAAAGUCAAUGGAAAUAAUGCAUCCCAUGGAAAUUAUAUGGAAGUUCUGGAGCACUUCACAGCAUACAGGACGAGGCAACAGGAAGUACUGGGAUUGUACCAGUGGGUGUACAGAACACAUGAAGAUGCUGAGGAGGACAGAGUUCAGCAAGCAGCAUCCAGUGCGUAUCUGAAUGGCAGCCAUCCUGGGUCCAGCAAAGAAGACUCUUCACUGGAAGGAGGUGAAGAAGUGGAUCCCCUUCAAAAUAGCCAGCAGGAAUCAGCCCAGAUACAACAGACCAUCAGCUCUCCACUGAUCACUGGUGAAGAAACACCUCUCAUUAGCCUGACUGUGGAUAACACCCACCUGGAGCAUGGGGUGGUAUAUGAGUACGUCAGCAGCGCAGGAAUCAAAUCCUUUGUCCUAGAGAAAAUUGUGGAACCAAAAGGUUGCUUCAGUCUCACCGCAAAGAUUUUAGAGGCCUUUGCUGCAGAAGACAAUCACUUCGUAAGGAAUUGCAAAAGGCUUAUAUCCCUAAGCAGUGCGGUGGCCACCAUGCCCCAGUAUGAAUUCCGGCAGAUCUGUGACACUAAGCUGGAAAGCAUUAGCAGAAGGCUUGCAAACUACCAAGAGUUUGCAGAUGGAUUGAAAACAAAGGUGAGCCCAGCCUUCAAACAAGCCAUCAUGGAACCACAUUCCCUCAACAGCAUGGAUUUCUGUCCCACCAACUGCCAUAUUAACCUCAUGGAGGUAUCAUACCCCAAAAACACUACCUCAGCAGGGAGGUCGUUCAGUAUUCGCAUUGGACGGAAACCCUCUAUUAUUGGUCUUGAUCCAGAACAAGUAGGUACCAUAAAUCCAGUCUCAUAUACUCAACAUUGCAUCACCACUAUGGCUGCACCAUCCUGGAGAUGUCUGACCCCAGAAGAUGGAGAUCUUGAUGGUAGCUUUGGCCAGCAGAAUGGAGGAACAAGUCAGGAAGAAAGGGGACUCAGUUUUCUACUCAGACAGGAAGAUCGGGAGAUACAGGACUCAUACUUGCACCUUUUUAACAAACUUGACAUUGCAGUGAAGGAAAUGAAGCAAUAUGUCAUUCAGAUAAAUAAACUUUUGUCCACCAUAACGGAACCUACAGAAGGUGGUGCCUGUGAGCCACCAUCCACUGAGGAGACAUCUCCACCUUCCCUGGGAACAGAAGAGAGUGAUCCUGAUAAAGCUGAACAUGGUGGCAUCAAGAAGGUCUGUUUCAAAGUUUCGGAGGAGGACCAGGAAGACUCAGGACAUGACACAAUGAGUUUUAGAGACUCCUACAGUGAAUGUAACAGUAACCGUGAUUCAGUGUUGUCAUACACCAGUGUACGGAGUAAUAGCUCUUACCUGGGCAGUGAUGAGAUGGGAUCAGGAGAUGAGCUUCCCAGUGAUAUGAGGAUUCCUUUAGACAAACAAGAUAAACUUCACGGCUGCCUGGAACACCUUUUUAACCAGGUUGAUGCAAUCAAUGCACUUCUAAAAGGACCAGCAAUAACUAAGGCCUUUGAAGAAACCAAGCACUUUCCAAUGGACCACAGUUUGCAAGAAUUUAAACAGAAGGAAGAAACCACAGUGAGGUGCAGGAAUAACAUUCAAGCCAGCAUUCAAGAAGAUCCAUGGAACCUUCCAUUGCGCAUCAAGAACCUUGUUGAAAUCAUACAAAAACAUGUGGAAGAUGGGAAGAAUCAGCUGCUUUUGGCCUUGUUAAAAUGCACAGAUACUGAGCUACAGCUGAGGCGUGAUUCCAUCUUCUGCCAAUCUCUUGUGGCUGCUAUUUGCACCUUCUCGGAGCAGUUACUGGCUGCUCUCAACUAUCGAUACAACAACAAUGGAGAAUAUGAAGAGAGCAGCAGAGAUGCCAGCAGAAAAUGGCUGGAACAGAUAGCAGCCACUGGUGUUUUACUAAAUUACCAGUCACUGCUCUCCCCCACUGUGAAGGAGGAGCGUACCAUGCUGGAAGACAUCCAGGUCACGCUGACUGAACUGGACAAAGUUGCCUUCUAUUUCAAGCAGAUGGAUGAAAGUCUUGUAGCAAAUACUCAUGUCUUCUACCACAUCGAAGGAAGUCGUCAGUCCUUGAAGGUUAUCUUUUAUCUUGACAGCUACUACUUCUCCAAACUGCCUUCUCGGUUUCAGAAUGGGGGAAGCUUGAAACUACACACGGUGCUAUUUACAAAAGCUCUGGAGAGUAUGGAGGGGCAAUUACAACCAGCUGGUUCACCGCUGGAAGAACUUCCCCAGCAAAUUAAUGGUCUCUCUCUUGAAAAAGUGCAGCAAUACUACCGUAAACUCAGGACAUUUUAUCUAGAGAGAUCAAACUUGCCCACCGAUUCCAAUACUACCGCAGUGAAGAUUGAUCAGCUUAUUCGUCCCAUUAAUGCAAUGGAUGAGCUUUGCAGGUUGAUGAAGUCUUUCAUUAAUACAAAACCCACCCAGUCAGGAUACUCAAGCAGUAACAUAUCAGGAGCUGGCCUGCUACCUAUAUCCUCCGAGCUCUGCUACCGACUUGGAGCCUGUCAGAUUACUAUGUGUGGCACUGGAAUGCAGAGAAGUACACUGAGUGUGUCCCUGGAGCAAGCAGCCAUACUGGCUCGAAGUCAUGGACUUCUGCCCAAGUGUAUCAUGCAAGCUACAGACAUCAUGCGAAAGCAAGGACCAAGGGUUGAAAUCUCUGCCAAGAAUCUGAAAGUGAUGGACCAAAUGCCACCAUGUGCGCCCCGACUCUACAGGUUGUGCCAGCCACCUACAGAUGGGGAUUUAUAAAAGUGAGAGAGGCACCUGCGUUGUGGCAUCAUUCAAACAUUCAACAACAAGCAGCCCUGUCUGAGGACCCACGCUAACUAACGCUGACAGCGCUGAAACGAGAGGAAGAGAUGGUGCUCUGAUGUAGUCGGAGGUGAACGUGCUGAAUCCAGGCACCAAGAAUCUGCCUUUGAACUCCUGCAGUACAUACAGGGAUUCUUGUAUCGCUUUGACUUCUCGAAGAAAUUCUUAAAACAAAGAUCACAGAACUAAAAGGGAUGUUAUUGCCAUUUGCUAGAUGCCUGGAAAAAUGACAAUUACGCAUCAAGAAAGCGCAGUUUUACUGAUGACUUGUUUGUGCUGCCACCUAAAAGUUGUGGACUUAAAGGUAUGGAUUGGUUAAGAAAAUCCAGAAAGACGCCUCUCUCUCACCCUGUACUGUAUCUGGCAUCCAUUUAAUUGCCAGCAUCAUUUUGGUCAGUGGCCUUGAGCAGUAGCUUCACAAACACCACUUUUUAAUGUACUGACCUGCACUUUGGAACAAUAAAAUAGCACAAUCUAUGGUUUAUUGAGAUACGAACAGAAAGAAUUUCUUCUGGAGUCAUUUUCCACUUCAGCCCAGUGAGAACCAAUCUAUGCUGCAGAGUAUACAUUCCAUAAUACUUCUCACACUUACUUCAUUUACUUACUGUAGCUUUCAGGUUUUGGAUUAACUCUUUUUACUAAUGCCCUAUUAUGUGCUCUGGAAAUACAGUGGUAUAUAAGGGGAGAGAUUGGAGUGAAAGAUUUUAAAGGAAACUUUACAAAGGAAAAGUACAGUCUUAUAAUCUGAUUAUUUGAACAGAUGUAGUUUUUAAAACCAGUCAGAAGAACUAUACUUAUUUAUGUGGAGUGGAAUAUGUGUUUUGGAUCAUGUUAUUAUAUAUACAAGAUUUAAAUAAAAAUUAUAUUGUUUAAAAUGGGACCAAUAUGCUGGCAAUUACACAGCUACUCCCAGUUUACUGAAAAGAAAUCUACAUUAUUUAAAAUCUUUCAAUAUUUAAGUAAUCUUUAAUACAGUUAUUAAGAUGUAUUAGGGAUGCUUUAAGUUAAAAGAAAAAAAGGAAUCAUGUAUAUAAUGUACUUUAUUUUUUCUUGUUUGAAAAAUUGUUCUCCAUUCUGUCAGUAUUAUCCUAAGCACAGUAAUUUUUUUCCAAAUUACUGGCUGAAACUAAUUGAAACAUGUCAGCAGUCUCAGGACAGAAAUAGCGUUCUCUUGGAGUGAGUGCCUUAAUAUGAUCACCCAUCCCUAACAAAUUUCAAUUGUAGGCAGGUGUCAGUGGGCAGGUGUAUAGGAUAUUUACCAUUCCUCUGUUCCUCCACAGUCUCAUUUAAAACAGUUCAUUGUUAGGAGAUCCAGAAGCGCUUUGCAGUGAUGUGUAUUCUAGAAGAUGAAAGGUGUUUUUUUUUUUUUGGAAUUUUAUUAUUAUUAUUUCUGAGGUUGUUUGUGUUUUAGCUGGGUUAGUUUUAUUUUAUUAACAUCCCAACCAAUUCAAAUCUUAAAUUAAAAUCAGACCCUUUCACUUUGAAUAUGAAGGUCUUUUAAUUUUUUAAUUUACACAUCAUCACAAAACAGCUUAUGACAAGUUUGGGGAUGCAGCUUGUUCUGAACCUUGUUUCUGAUUCUUUAAAGUAUUUUCUUCAUGACUCACAGACUGAAAUCAUUUUGGGGAAGGAAUGUCUUUUGUUUGAUCUCUCAAUUAUUUCCUCUGACUUAGAGUAACCUGUUGCAGGGAACUAGGGCAACCCAUCAUUAGCCAGCUGUCAGAUACAGGGGUUUGUUACUAGAGUAACCAUUUUGUACUGCAGUAAGAUGAGCAAAGCAUAAUUUCAAUGCACUUUCUCAUUUUUUUGGUCAACUUUGCAAGAGUUAUUCUCGGCCUUUGCUGUUUGAAGAAAAAAUGGAUGUUUCUCUACUGAAUUCUCAACUUAAAAUCUACUUAAUAUUAUCAAAAUAAGGACUGUAGGAACACCUAAAAGCAAAAAGAACACAUAUGCCAAGAUCCUCACUUUGUCUACAUCAGCUCCGUUCAGUGGAACUGCAGCAAUCUGUACAGCCUGGUGAGGAUCCUUGCCCACAUUUAUGCAGUCAUUGUAGACGUUAAAGAUGCAUAGAAGAGCAUCUAAGGGCAUUUACACUGUGCACUGUUUUACAUUGAAAUGUACAUGUUAUUCUCACUGAAAACAUGAUAGAAGUAUUUUUAUUAUUAAAAGUUGAUUUAUAUUAUAAGGAAAGAAGAUAUGAUCUUAUUUUUCUGUUAUACCCUUUAUUUCCUUACUGUUUAAGUUCUAUUUAACAUUUUAAGUUCUAUCUGAUAUUUGUAUGGAGCGGUGAGAAGUUCAAGCUGUAAGGGAAAAGUAGUUUUUGAUACCAGCUCAAGCUGGCAGCACAGUGCUAAACACUUCCUGUUUGUGCAGUGCGGCUACAGAUGUGGUUUUACUGCAGACUUCAUAUUAAAGGAGAAAAGAAAAACUGUUUUGAUGCUGUAAAAUUGCAAUGUUGGAAUCCAGGGCUGGAAAAAACAGAUUGAAAUAGGAAAAAGACAAAAAACAGGCAAUGCACAAAUGAACCUGCAAGUUAAAAGAGCGGAUUAGGUCUGCAGAAUUUCCACAGCUAAAAGCAAAAUAAGAAUCAGGCCUGCCACAACUGAGCAAGUGGGGAUUUCAUAGAGCUGAAGCGUCUGAUACAUUGCCAUGUGGAAAACUUAGUUGAGAUGGAGAAAAUGGAAACUAGCAGCAUGAUUAUGAGGUGUGUGAGCAGCUGGCUAAAGGAGAGAAGGAAACACUGAAAAGAAAGUGGGGGUUGGGUGGGGGUUGCAAGUGGAAUUUCUUACAUUUCAGUUUUGUAACUGAACAGAUUUAACGUUUUCAUUAGUCACGGAAGCACACGUGCUACCAGACUGGGGUUGAUUUGGCACUAAUUUAGAGAAGGUUUAGGACACACACAAAGAUAGCCCUGGAAGACAAGUAAUUGACUGAGAUGAAAUUAUAUAGUACAGAUGCUAGCACAUGCAGUCGAAGAUUAAACAAAGUAUUUUGCUAUAUUUCAUGUUAACUGAAAAUAAAAGGACCUUGGUUAUAGAGAUUGUCAGAAGAUGACUUAGAUUCAAUACAAUUAUCAUAAAAGCUCAGCGUGCACCAGGAGACAGAUUUCCAUUUGAGAAGUAUUCAAGCCACUGUGCAAAGGCCUGGUGGGCUCCUAGCUGGACAGCCACGUACAGUUAUAGUGACCAAAUAAUUAAGUGAGAUUACAGUGGCUAAAUGUUGAGAAAAGACACUAAAAUGGUAUCAGUAAAGUGGGUACAAGUCUGCAAUUAAGAGUAGAAGAGCUUGAGUUCUUUAGCCUGAGGUACAGUAUAUCUGAUGUCUUUAUAAGAAGGUAAUUGUAAGAAAAGUAAAGGCAGUUCAGUCUAAACCUAAAUAUAGCCACACAGAGAAGAAGGAAUACAAACAGUUGAGGAUAAAUACUAGCUGAGAACUGUUUUGAACCUUAGAAAACUUUUCCAAUCAGAAUCUGAAAAAAAAAAAAAAAGGCAAACAAAAAGCUAACAACAACAAAACAAAACCCCAGCACUUUUACAAAGAUGCUUACAAAGCUUAUAAAAACCUGUAAGCAGCGGUGCUUAGAGUAACAGGAGAGCCUCUCUGGGUGGGUCAGUAAAGGCUGUGUGCUCUGUAUGUGUCUGUGACAGAAGCCGGAAACAGGCCCCGCUCUGCCCUGUUUUGUCCAUGGCAUUUGCAAAGCAGAAAGCUUGAAGUCCAGGCCUAGCAGUCUUUUAGCAUUAGACGUUUUCAAAUGCCAGUACUUAUUUGCAGACUGAACUAGUAGAACUUUUAGAUGAGAAGCCACAGAUUCAGACAGAUGUCUCAACAGGUCCUUUCAGAAUAGAAAAUAUUGAAAAGAAAGAUUCACCUGGGCUCUGGCAGAUCUUUUUGCUUCCAUCACAUUUUCUUAUUAGUAUGUGGUGCUAAAAGCUCACUGCUCUGCUAUUUGGGAAUAUUUUCAGUGUUAAUUAUUUCAUGGGUCUGAAGUGAUUUAGGAUAUAAAACACUAAGUGAAAAACAACAAGAAUUUCAAUGUAAAAAUAAUUUGAAACACUCCUGGCUCCCUAACAGUGCACAUAGUGCAAUCUGUCAUACUGCUUGGCAUUACAAGUGUCUAGCACAGCUACUAAACACCUGGUCAUUGGUCAAUGGCAAAAGGGGAAAAAAGAACAAUACAAACUUAAACAGCUCAUGAAGCUAUCUUAUUCACAAAAGCAUAGCGCAUAGGCUUGCUGAUAAGGUAUCAGAGAUUAAUCAAAUUAUCCAGUACAAUUUGUAUAUAAAACUAGUAAGUAUAGUGUAGACCUACAGUGUUAGAAUACAAGGUUCAAAGUAAGACAAACCUGCAGUAGUUAUUUAUCUUAAUGAGGAAGAAACAGCACUCUUUUUCUGCUCUGUAUGUAGUGUGAGAGCCCUGGCUUUGAUUAGCACUGAGAAACCAUUGUCGUGCCACUGGGCUCUGAGCCAUCUCUGUACGCAGAAAUCCUUUCUGUUUUCUAUUUAAUACCAUGGUGUAACAGCAGGUUUGAUGGUACUGUCACAGCAUCACUACACUUCAUCACUAAAGGGGGGUCUUUCUACUUAGUAUAAACGGAAGACCUUCUAGUGCCCUUAAACCAUGGCUUUCUGAGGUCUCUGUCUCACUGUUCCCAACUAACCUCCUUUGCUGUAAUGACCAAUUCACUUUUCCUUCCUGCUUCAGUUUGGGGAGGGAACUGGGGAACUAUUUUCUUACCACUGUACUGUGAAGAGUACAAGGAGAAAAACUGUAACCUGUUUUCAAAACUGGGAGUUGUAAGCUGUUUUGAAAACAGGGAGUGCUUUACAUAUAUAAUAUAAUAUAGUUCUAGUGACUUUAAAAACAGGAAGAUGGAUAGAAAAAUGGGAUAAGCAUCACAAAGACACAAAGAAACCUCUGCAUUUAAUUCCCAUAGGUAUAUUAUUUGACAGCACUUGGUUAGAGGAAAGACAACUGAGUAUAUUUUUCAUGCAGUCAUUCUGCUCUAUUUCAGGAAUCAAGUACCAUAUAUUUAUGCACACCAUCAGGGAACCUACUUUAACAUACCUGUUUUCCUUUAGGACAAAAAAACACAUUUAUGUAUGAAGUUUUUUCAGGCUCCUUAUCAGCAGCUGCCACUAUUUUUGAUUUGAUGAAUAUCAGAAUUCAGAACAUAAGUGAAUGUUAAAUCAAUAAUCUUUUUAAAAAAUGGUCUUGGCAAUAGGCUAUUCAUUUUGGAUUUCCAAAUAGUCCCUGUUAAGCCUGUUUCUUCUCUUGCACAGUUUGGCAUGCAUAUAAUAUGGUUUAUUUCAGGUCCUACUAAUUCUCAGUGUUUCUAUAUACUGUGAGAAUCAGGCUCUGAUUCACUGUUGCAAUCAAUCAAGUGUACCAGAAGAAAAAUUAGUUACUACCUGUACCCCUAUCAGUUGACUAGGUUACUCGUUUUUAUUCUCAAGGCUACCCUGGCUUCAGUGCUGAUUUAAAGACAAAGGACCCAAUUAUCUUAGAAUAACAGGUUUGGUUUUCAUAGUUAACCUUUCGCGGCUGUGUCUAGAUGAGAUAAGCCCGCAAGAUGAAAGUCACUGCACUAGUACAGCAAGUAUAGAAUACGUAACACAUUGCAGAGGACAGAGGACUUUUGAAAGGCUUUAUUUUUAGUCUUGUUACUAAGGGUAGCAAUGGCCACACUAAUCUGACAAUAGGUUAGACCAAAUUUAAAAGGCUUUUGAAAGAUAACUGAUGAUCAACUACAGGAACAAGACUGAUACAAUGUUAUUGCAUUUACAGCUCAUUUUGCACCUAAGAUCAAUUACCUCAUCUGGGCAGAGGGGAAAUGCUGAAGUGACACAAGUUGUACAGUAUGUUUUUGCAUAAAACAGACCUUUACGUGGUUUUAGGAAAAUGUUCUGAGAUGAUAUUUUUAUAUCAGUUCAUUGGACUGGCAUUUUCAAAUGUUUUGUAAAAAGAAAAAAAUGUACAGAAUAUUUGAGAGUUUUUUUCCAGUUAUGUUCGAGGGAUUCUAGUAUACUAAUAGAGUGUUAUAUUUUUCUUCAUGUUCUGUAUUUUUAACUAAGCAUGUGUAUCCUGCAUUAAGAUAAAAGUCUUAAU